AUGUUUGGUGAUGGUACCCAUUACAAGCUGGAAAAUACCGUCAAGAGAGCAGUCACCCAUUACACCAAAUUAAUCGAUGCCAAUUACCACAAGCUUAACUUCACGAUCGCUAAUUCAAUCUCCCAAGGAGCCACUGUCGAUUGCUCUGCAUUAACGCGUAAAUUUAAAUCUGAUUGGAAUCUUAAUCCUUGCAACUACGUGCCACCACUCUAUACUGUUGUUCAUCAACACGCAACUACUUUAAAUAAUAUAUUAGGAAUAAGUACGAAACAUCCAUUCGGUUUGGAAGUGAUUCAUAUAAAUGGUCAAUUAAUUGUUGGUCAAUAUCCUCCCAUAUCUCACAGAUCACCUCCAUCAUAUCCGCGCCAGGGUGACUGUACAUGUGAUUCUUUACUUUCUUUUUAA
Molecule: messenger RNA, 405 nt
Organism: Heterostelium album PN500
Lineage: Eukaryota; Evosea; Eumycetozoa; Acytosteliales; Acytosteliaceae
Exons: 3
Coding region: 1-405 (134 amino acids)
Source: RefSeq, a predicted model, not a curated record